GAGGGGAGAGAGGGAAGGAGGGAAGGAGGGGAGAGAGGGAGGGAGUGUGGGGUGGGGGGGAGGUAAGGCAGGGCAGGGAUGGUGCCUGGUUGGACGGUCGAUGGCUCCGGGCAGCGGAGAUGAGAGGGAAUCGCCCCAGCAGCGUCCUGCUCAGCGCAGCCCCUCGGCGGCCGGACGGAGCGGGCAGCCCCCGGGAGGCGCCGCCGCUGCGGGCGAUGCGCUUCUCGUUCCACGGGCGGGCGCCGCAGCCUCCCCGCCCCGGCGUCCCGGGACGGCCCGGGGCGCCGUCUUCCUGCUCGCUUGUCAAGAGCAUGUCCUUGGAUUCCAGCCCAGGCCUGGAUCCCCAGCAGGGAAAAGCCGAGGCUCCCGGCCUCCUGGCGGCGGAAUACCCGUCGCCGACGAGAAUCGUCGGGGAGAGGCCGUCUCCCGGCCGCAGAUCUCUGGGGGCAAAGCCGCAAGUACCUCCGAAGCCGUCACACCUCCAUCGCCCCCGCUGGACGGAGCCCAUCCCCCCGGCUCCCUCCCGCCCGCUGCCCGCUGACCCCAGGGGCCCCCCGGCUACGUCCCAGGACACCCCGAACCCCGGUCUCCCUCCGGCCCGCGUGUCUUCGCUCAUCGAAAAGUUCGAACGGGAGCACAUCCCGCUGGGGCCCGAGAUGUGCUGGUCGGGCCUGGGCCCGGCGGAGGGAGGCUGCGUCGUCCCCGGCAACGGAGCAGGCCCGAAGGCCGGCAUGGUGGAGCGACUGAACUCGCUGGAGUCGGGCAUCAGCGUGGACUUCGUGGAAGGCUCGGAGGCCGGGGGAGGGGGGCCGGAGGGCGGAGGGACGGCCUCCUCUUCCUCCUCUUCUUCCUCCUCCUCCUCCUCCUCCUCCUCCUCCUCCUCCUCCUCGGCCCCUUCCAAGAGGCCCAACCGAGACAGCGGCAUCGGCAGCCUCAGCUCGCCCGGCGCCAGCGACGAAGCCUGCUUCGCCGGCGAGGAGGGCGCGCAGCCCAGGACGUCCCGUCCCUCCGUCCGCGACUCCGAGGGGGACAGUGACCUGGAGGAGGGGAGCGGGGACGAGGAGGAGGGCGAGGGCGAGCGGGGGGAGGGAGACGGAGGAGCGGCCCCUCCCGCGGUCGAGCGGCAGGAUUCGGCGGAGCUGACAGCUCAACAGAAGGUGUACCAGAUCGCCAACGAGCUGUUGGUCACGGAGAAAGCCUACGUCUCGCGACUGUACCUGCUCGACAAGGUGUUCUGCGCCCGGCUGAUGGAGGAGGCUCGCUGUCGUAACUCGCUGCCCGAGGAUGUGGUCAAUGGAAUCUUCUCCAAUAUAUGCUCCAUUCACCUCUUUCACCAGCAGUUCCUGCUUCCCGAGCUCGAGAGGAGGAUGCUGGAGUGGGAGUCGAAGCCACGGAUCGGAGACAUCCUCCAGAAGUUAGCUCCCUUCCUCAAGAUGUACGGGGAGUACGUGAAGAACUUCGACAGGGCCAUGGAACUGGUGAACAUCUGGGUGGAGAAGUCCACUCACUUCAAGUCCACCCUGCAAGAUAUUCAGAAGAACGAGCUGUGUGGAAACCUCACCCUGCAGCAUCACAUGUUGGAGCCUGUGCAGAGAAUCCCGCGCUACGAGCUCCUCCUGAAGGACUACCUGAAGAAGCUGCCCGAGGACUCGCCCGACCGCAAGGAUUCGGAAAAAUCUCUGGAGCUGAUUUCGACGGCAGCGGAUCAUUCCAAUGCAGCCAUCCGGAAGAUGGAACGGAUGCACAAGCUCCUCAAAGUCUACGAGCUUCUUGGUGGGGAGGAAGACAUUGUGAACCCCACUAAUGAGCUCAUCAAGGAGGGUCAUAUGCUCAAGCUCUCAGCCAAGAACGGGAGCACUCAAGACCGCUACCUUAUCCUGUUCAACAACCGGUUGCUGUACUGCGUUCCCAAGCUGCGCCUGAUUGGUCAGAAGUUCAGCGUCCGGGCGCGGAUCGAUGUGGACGGGAUGGAGGUGAAGGAGACCAGUAACCAGAACUCGUGUAGGACUUUCCUUGUGUCCGGCAAGCAGCGCUCACUGGAAUUACAGGCCAGGACAGAGGAGGAGAAGAAGGAUUGGAUCCAGGCGAUCCAAGCAACGAUUCGGAGACAUGAACAGACCCUGGAGACAUUCAAAGUGCUCAGUGGUUCGCUCAGGGACGAGGAGACGCCCCUUGCGUCACCGAACACGGAGCUGGGGAAGCGGGCUCCCACUCCGAUCCGGGAGAAGGAGGUCACCAUGUGCAUGAAGUGCCAGGAGCCCUUUAAUUCCAUCACCAAGCGCAGACAUCACUGUAAGGCCUGUGGGCAUGUGGUCUGCGGGAAAUGUUCGGAAUUCCGGGCUCGGCUGGUGUAUGACAACAACCGGCCCAACAGGGUCUGUCGGGAUUGCUACGUGGUUCUGCAUGGAUCGCCAGCGGGAUCCCCGCACCGGACCUCGUAUUCCCACCGGAGAAGGUCCAUCCUGGAGAAGCAGGCGUCGGUGGCGGCGGAGAACAGUGUGGUCUGCAGCUUCCUGCAUUACAUGGAGAAGGGAGCCAAGGGCUGGCAGAAGAGCUGGUGCGUCAUCCCCGAGAACGAGCCCCUUGUCCUCUACAUCUACGGAGCCCCUCAGGACGUGAAGGCUUUGCGCAGCGUCCCGCUGAUCGGCUUCGAUGUGGGCACCCCGGACGCCGGGGAGAAGACGGAACGGCGGCACUCCUUCCUGAUGACCCAGAGCCACCUCACCCUCCACUUCAGUGCCGAGAGCGAGGAACUCCUCCAGCGCUGGGUGGGCGCCCUGUCCCGGGCGGCGCGAGGUGUGUCGGAGGGAGAGGGAGCGCCGCCCUCGGAGGGGAGGCAGGACCACAGCGGUACCCCUCCCGGACAAUCCCGGCUCCCCGACACCUAACGGGACCGUCCCACCACACAGACCCGAGAUACUUGAAAAGAAGCGCACUUUUUGUUUUGUUUGAUUCCCGUUUUUAAUAUUUUUUAGAUAUUAUUUUAUAUAUGAUAUGUUAUAUCAAAGUUAUAUAUGUAAGGGUUUAAUAGCUGUAACCCACCCCGCCCCCCCCCCACCACUCCCCUUUCAUCAGAGGGGGACAGGAUGGGUGGGAUUCCUCACCCCUCUGCUGUCCUGUGGAGAGGGUCCAGUGUUGUGGGGGUGGGGGGUGUGCUGGGGUUGGGGAGGGGGUCGGGGGCUGGGGGAGUAGGGUGGAAGGGAGGGGCGGGUCGGUCGGACAAGAGACUGGUUUCGGUCACGAGGAAGAGUUUACGUCGGUGUUUGGGUUCCCCUCCCCUCCUCCCUUCACCCCUCCCCUCCUCCCUUCACCCCUCCCCUCCUCCCUUCCCUCCUCCUCCCCUCU
Molecule: messenger RNA, 3345 nt
Organism: Pristis pectinata (smalltooth sawfish)
Lineage: Eukaryota; Metazoa; Chordata; Chondrichthyes; Rhinopristiformes; Pristidae
Gene: fgd1
Product: FYVE, RhoGEF and PH domain containing 1
Exons: 18
Coding region: 120-2888 (922 amino acids)
Biological process (GO): filopodium assembly; cytoskeleton organization
Cellular component (GO): cytoplasm
Molecular function (GO): metal ion binding; guanyl-nucleotide exchange factor activity
Source: RefSeq, a predicted model, not a curated record